GUGCUGCGGCACGCCAUGGCUGCGAGCCCGCUGCUCAUCGCCCCUCCGGAACGGCUGCGCCAGCCUCUGGCCGUGCCGCAGAGGCUGCUGUUGGGGCCAGGACCCAGCAACGUGCCCCCUCGCGUCCUGGCCGCGGCGGGCCGGCAGCUUGUGGGCCACACGACCCCCGAGAUGCUGCAGAUCAUGGAUGAGAUCAAGGCAGGCAUCCAGUACGCCUUCCAAACGAGCAACCCGCUGACCCUGGCCGUCAGCGGCACAGGCCACUGCGCCAUGGAGACUGCCCUCCUCAACCUGAUUGAGCAGGGCGACACCAUACUGGUGGCCAUCAACGGCAUCUGGGGCGAGCGCGCAGCCAUCAUCGCUGAGAGAUUGGGAGCCAACGUCCAUAAGUUGCUGAAGCCCCUAGGCGAGUACUUCACCCUGCAGGACAUUGAGGAGGGCCUGGUGCGGCACAAGCCCUUUGCACUCUUCAUCACCCAUGGCGAGUCCUCCACAGGCGUGCUGCAGCCACUGGAGGGGCUGGGCGAGCUGUGCCACCGGCACGGCUGCCUGCUGCUUGUGGACUCGGUGGCAUCGCUUGGAGGGGCACCAAUCUUCAUGGACCAGCAGGAGAUUGAUGUCUUGUACUCAGGGUCUCAGAAAGUCCUCAGCGCCCCCCCUGGCAGUGGCCCCAUCUCGUUCAGUGAGCGAGCCAGGGAGAAGAUGCUGAGGAGGAAGACAAAGCCUUCUUCCUUCUACCUAGACAUAAACCAACUGGCAAGCUACUGGGGCUGUGACGGCAAGCCACGAACGUACCACCACACAGCACCAGUCAACAGCUUCUUCAGCCUGCGGGAGGGCUUGGCAAUGCUGGUUGAGCAGGGCCUGGAAAACUCAUGGGAGCGCCACCAGGCCAACUGUACCUACCUGUGUAAGGGGCUGCAGGACCUGGGGCUCGAGCUCUUGGUGAAGGAAGAGGUAGCAAGACUUCCCACCAUUACUGCCAUCAAAGUGCCUGAGGGCUACGACUGGGAGGAGAUCACAACCUUUGUCAUGAACAAACACACCAUCGAGAUCGCUGGGGGCCUGGGCCCCUCGUCAGGCAAGGUUCUUCGAGUUGGUCUCAUGGGCUACAACUCAACCAGAGCCAAUGUGGACCUGGUACUCCACGCCCUGCGAGACGCCCUGCAGCACUGUCACCAGAGCAGGCUGUGA
Rhea pennata is the source of this 1194-nucleotide messenger RNA. It is a transcript of the gene AGXT, whose product is annotated as alanine--glyoxylate aminotransferase. Gene Ontology annotation, cellular component: peroxisome. Gene Ontology annotation, molecular function: L-alanine:glyoxylate transaminase activity; L-serine:pyruvate transaminase activity. The record is from RefSeq and is a predicted model, not a curated record. Lineage: Eukaryota; Metazoa; Chordata; Aves; Rheiformes; Rheidae. The transcript is spliced from 11 exons. The coding region runs from base 16 to 1194 and encodes 392 amino acids.